Messenger RNA from Schizophyllum commune H4-8, 1312 nucleotides. Its product is annotated as methionine aminopeptidase. Gene Ontology annotation, molecular function: metalloaminopeptidase activity. Gene Ontology annotation, biological process: proteolysis. The record is from RefSeq and is a predicted model, not a curated record. The coding region runs from base 91 to 1212 and encodes 373 amino acids. The transcript is spliced from 13 exons. Lineage: Eukaryota; Fungi; Basidiomycota; Agaricomycetes; Agaricales; Schizophyllaceae.
GACCAUUUCUUGCCUUUGCGUCGAUUCCCAGCCAAGCCCACUCCUCCACUAAGCCCACCCUCGACUCCAGCUUCAAAUCGCACUGAAGACAUGAUCCAAGUCAUCAAGUGCACGAGCAAGCCCUGUAUCAACGGGUACCCGGCCUCCAAGCUGGAGUGCCCGACCUGCCACAAACUAGGAAUACCUGGGUCUUUCUUCUGUGGCCAGGAGUGCUUCAAGGCGAAUUGGAAGUCGCACAAGGUCAUCCACACCAUCGCCAAGGCGCCGCUGCCGUCUUUCAAUGAGGGUGAAGAAGGGAGCUUCGAUCCUUGGCCUGACUUUAGGUAUACCGGAACAUUAAGGGCAGUGUAUCCGCUGUCGCCCAAACGCGCUGUGCCAAAGCACAUCAACAAGCCGGACUAUGCGAAGGAUGGUGUCCCGAAGUCAGAGGCACUGGAGCCGUAUAACUCUAUUCGCAUCCUGAACAAGAAGCAGCAGGAGAGGAUGCGCGUUGUCUGCAAGAUGGGGCGCGAGAUCCUUGAUCUGGCCGGAUCGCACGUCAAGCCCGGCGUCACGACGGACGAGAUUGACGAGAUCGUGCACAACGCGAUCAUCGAGCGUAAUGCGUACCCAUCGCCGAUGAAUUAUCGCGAGUACCCGAAGUCGAUCUGCACGUCCAUCAACGAAGUCAUCUGUCACGGCAUCCCAGACAAGCGCAAGCUGCGGGAGGGCGACAUCCUCAACAUCGAUGUUUCGGUGUACUACGAUGGGUACCACGCCGACCUGAAUGCUACCUACCCGGUCGGCAAAAUCGACGACGAAUCCAAGAUGCUCAUUCGCACGACGCGGAAAUGUCUCGACGAGGCAAUCAAGGUUUGCAAGCCGGGUGCCCUCUUCCGCGACAUCGGCAAAGCAAUCGAGCCCGUCGCGCACGCGAACGGCUGCUCCGUCGUGCAUACGUUUGUCGGACACGGUGUCCAUGACCUGUUUCACGGCAACCCCAACAUCCCGCACUACGCGAAGAACCGCGCGGUCGGAACGAUGAAACCAGGCAUGACCUUUACUAUCGAGCCCAUGAUCAACCUAGGUGUGUACGGAAAGGAAGUAUGCUGGCCCGAUGCCUGGACCAUGGCCACGGCCGACGGAAAGAGAAGUGCUCAGUUCGAAGAGACGCUGCUGAUUACGGAGACUGGCGUGGAAGUUCUGACUGCUGGAGCGCCUUUGGAUAUCUGAGAGUCUUUCAGGAUCCGUAUCGUGCUCAUAGACCAUACGUACGCUGUCCAUAAGACCAAUAAAGGAUCUCAGCGGCCAUCCAGAACGCCGCUAGCCACUU